Molecule: messenger RNA, 605 nt
Organism: Medioppia subpectinata
Lineage: Eukaryota; Metazoa; Arthropoda; Arachnida; Sarcoptiformes; Oppiidae
Source: the annotation of a GenBank genome assembly
AUGCGCGAAGAGUUGUCGCAGCGCUUGGCUCUGAGCGAAGCUCGAGUGCAGGUCUGGUUUCAGAACAGAAGAGCGAAAUGCAGAAAACACGAAUCCCAGCUCCACAAGAGUCAGUGCACUUCCACUCAUCCAACUCACAGCUCUCAACCCUCUCUCGCCCGUCUAGACCUCGUCCUCAGCCCGUCGGCCGAGGCCUCGCGCGUCGCCCCCUAUCUGGCCGUCACGGCGUCGCCGACGCCGCGCAUCUCUCACGACCGCUUCCCUCUGCCCGCGCCGUUCGCCGCGCAUUACCUGCCGCAGGACCUCCUCCAACACUAUGCCGCCGCCGUCGCCGCAGCCCAACAGCCGUUCCUACACCCGUUCAGCCUGUCGGCGCUGUUGGCCACGGAACGCGUCCACUCCAAGAACUCGUCCAUCGCCGACCUCAGACUGAAGGCUCAAAAGCACGCUCAAGCGCUGGGAUUAUGAACGCAUUGUUUCGCAGAUUAGAGGCAUUAAAAAUCAAUUCGCGUUUCACACGUCAUUUAAGCCGUCUUUUAAUUUACUUAAUGGUCUCUUCUUUUGCCAAAUAUUAUCUCUCAAUAAAUUUAAUUAGAAGAUCGCUC